AUGGACAAGGCCAUGAAGAGUAUGGAUCUAGCUAAGAUUACUCAGCUCAUGGAGCAAUUUGAGAGGAAUUUCGAGGAUCUAGAUGUCCAAACAGCUACCAUGGAGGGUUCGAUGCAGGGGUCGGUUUCGUCGUCAAUGCCUGAAAGCCAAGUGGACACUCUUAUGCAACGGGUGGCAGACGAGCAUGGGCUUGAAAUGGAACAGCAACUCGGAGCGGCACCUAAUGCGGCGGUGUCUGUUGCACAACCGACGAAGGAGCAGGAGGAAGAUUUAUCAGAACGACUGAAGAAACUCAGAGAAAUGUCAUGA
Sphaeroforma arctica JP610 is the source of this 309-nucleotide messenger RNA. RefSeq lists its product as hypothetical. The record is from RefSeq and is a predicted model, not a curated record. Gene Ontology annotation, biological process: late endosome to vacuole transport; protein transport; endosome transport via multivesicular body sorting pathway. NCBI's taxonomy places the organism in Eukaryota, Ichthyosporea, Ichthyophonida. Gene Ontology annotation, cellular component: multivesicular body; ESCRT III complex. The coding region runs from base 1 to 309 and encodes 102 amino acids. The transcript has 3 exons.